AUUGUUCACAUGACAUGUGCAUAGAAGAGGAUAAUAUAUGCAAUCUGAUAACUACUCCAGAUUUUCCCACUUCAUCACUUUAAUGGCUCUUUCACCUUCCCCUUCUUCUCUGCAAUCUUCCAUUUUUCAGCAACCCAUUAAAGUAUUACACCCAACUCUUCUCGCUCCUUGCUCUUUCAAGCCUAGCAGCAAACGCAGGGUGCUCACAAUUCGUGGAGCUGCUGCAGCCACGCUUGAAUCUUCAGCUGCUGCUAAUAACAAUGGCGCUGUUGGGAUAGUUACACCAAAAGAUGCUUCUUUUGGUAGGCAGUACUUUCCUUUAGCUGCUGUUGUGGGCCAGGAUGCUAUUAAAACUGCUCUUUUACUCGGGGCUAUUGACCGUGACAUAGGAGGGAUUGCAAUCUCUGGUAAGCGAGGAACAGCCAAAACAGUAAUGGCCCGUGGCUUGCAUGCAAUUCUUCCGCCCAUUGAGGUCGUGGUUGGCUCAAUAUCAAAUGCUGAUCCAGCCUGCCCAGAAGAGUGGGAAGAUGGACUUGCUGAUAGGGCAUAUGACUCUGAUAAAAAUGUCAAAACAGAGAUAAUCAGAUCUCCUUUUAUACAGAUUCCACUUGGUGUCACAGAAGAUAGACUGAUCGGAUCUGUGGAUGUAGAGGAGUCUGUGAAAUCAGGGACAACUGUUUUCCAGCCGGGCCUUCUUGCUGAAGCUCAUAGAGGAGUUCUGUAUGUUGAUGAGAUUAAUCUUCUGGACGAGGGUAUCAGUAAUUUGCUCCUUAAUGUGUUGACUGAAGGAGUCAAUAUAGUUGAAAGAGAGGGCAUCAGCUUUCGCCAUCCAUGCAAGCCACUUCUAAUUGCAACUUAUAAUCCAGAAGAGGGUGCUGUACGCGAACAUCUUCUUGACCGUAUUGCAAUAAACUUAAGCGCAGAUAUCCCAAUGAGUUUUGAAGACCGCGUUGCAGCUGUUGGUAUUGCAACAGAAUUUCAGGAAAGUAGUAAUGAAGUGUUUAACAUGAUGGCAGAAGAGACAGACUAUGCAAAGACUCAGAUUAUAUUGGCAAGGGAAUAUUUGAAAGAUGUUAUUAUUAGCAGAGAGCAACUGAAGUAUCUUGUUAUGGAAGCCCUCCGAGGAGGUUGCCAGGGUCAUAGAGCUGAACUAUAUGCUGCCCGUGUUGCAAAAUGCUUAACUGCUCUUGAAGGGCGCGAGAAAGUCAUUGUGGAAGACUUAAAGAAAGCUGUUGAACUGGUCAUACUUCCACGUUCAAACAUCUCUGAGACGCCCCCUGAGGAACAAAAUCAGCAGCCCCCACCUCCACCACCUCCACCACAAAGUCAAGAAGAUUCUUCUGAAGAACAAAAUGAAGAGGAAGACAAGGACCAGGAGGAGGAAAAUGAGGACGAGAAAGAUGAGGAGAAUGAACAACAGCAGGAUCAAAUACCUGAAGAGUUUAUAUUUGAUGCAGAAGGUGGUCUGGUGGAUGAGAAACUUCUCUUCUUCGCACAGCAAGCACAGAGACGCAAAGGAAAAGCUGGGAGAGCAAAAAAUGUUAUAUUUUCUGAGGAUAGAGGGCGAUAUAUUAAGCCAAUGCUUCCAAAAGGUCCUGUAAGAAGGUUAGCAGUUGAUGCAACUCUUAGAGCAGCUGCGCCUUACCAGAAAUUGCGAAGAGAGAUGGACACUGAAAAGAUUAGGAAAGUCUUUGUCGAGAAAACUGACAUGAGAGCUAAACGAAUGGCACGGAAAGCUGGAGCCCUGGUAAUAUUUGUCGUUGAUGCUAGUGGGAGCAUGGCACUCAAUCGAAUGCAGAAUGCAAAGGGUGCAGCCCUAAAAUUGCUAGCUGAGAGUUAUACAAGCAGAGAUCAGGUUGCCAUUAUUCCAUUUCGAGGAGAUUCUGCAGAAGUUCUCUUACCUCCUUCCAGAUCAAUUUCAAUGGCAAGAAAACGUCUUGAGAGACUUCCAUGUGGAGGAGGUUCUCCUCUAGCUCAUGGUCUUACAACGGCGGUCAGAGUAGGGUUGAAUGCUGAAAAGAGUGGUGAUGUUGGGCGGAUAAUGAUUGUUGCAAUAACUGAUGGAAGAGCUAAUAUAUCACUAAAAAGAUCCACUGAUCCCGAAGCUGCUGCUGCUUCUGAUGCACCUAAACCAUCUGCAUCGGACUUAAAGGAUGAGAUUCUUGAAGUGGCAGGUAAGAUAUACAAAGCAGGAAUGUCACUUCUGGUGAUCGACACAGAAAAUAAGUUCGUGUCAACUGGAUUUGCAAAAGAGAUUGCUAGAGUUGCACAAGGAAAAUAUUACUACUUGCCAAAUGCUUCAGAUGCUGUUAUAUCCGCCACAACAAAGAAUGCCUUAUCGGAUUUAAAGAACUCAUAAUUUUGUAUAGUCAGCCAUUUUUCCCUCUCGUUUCGCAGGAGUUAGUUGCAAUAGUUGAGAUUAACUAAGCUGUGUGAUAGAGAGUCCUCAAUGUAUAUACCAAUUAAUUUCUACAAGGUGUUGCUACAACUAUUGAACAAUUAAGAUGGUUGCAGUAAGAUGAAAUGUUCUCUCUCUGAGAACUGCAAUUUUUACAACAUAACUAAAGAAAUCAUAACUAAUUAAUUUUU
Molecule: messenger RNA, 2589 nt
Organism: Daucus carota subsp. sativus
Lineage: Eukaryota; Viridiplantae; Streptophyta; Magnoliopsida; Apiales; Apiaceae
Product: magnesium-chelatase subunit ChlD, chloroplastic
Exons: 15
Coding region: 38-2359 (773 amino acids)
Biological process (GO): chlorophyll biosynthetic process
Molecular function (GO): ATP binding; ATP hydrolysis activity; magnesium chelatase activity
Source: RefSeq, a predicted model, not a curated record